GCAGGACCAGCUUCUAGAAGCUCAUUGCGGUGGUGUUGGUUCUGGCUGCGGGUCCUGACGCAGUUUCUGCAAGACCAGAAAGUGACUCCUUGGAACACUUGAUAUUUUGCUGGAGAGUGCCUGUCGGUGGUCUGUGCUGACACUCACAGUCUAAAGGGGCCUGGAUUCCUCCUGGGGAUACACGUUAGAAGCCGUAAUAGCCUGAACGAGAUGACAGCCAUCUCCGCAGACCCUCCAACUCUGGUCGCAAGUGAACAAAACAGGGUCCUAAGGAUGGAGACCACUGGAGAUCAAGAAGCUCUCCUAAGAGGAGACGUUGCUGACCCAGAGUCUUUCAGGCAGAGGUUUAGGUGGUUUUGUUACUCAGAAGAGGCUGGACCCAGAAAAACCCUGAAUCAACUGUGGGAGCUCUGCACUCAGUGGCUGAGACCAGACAUUCACACAAAGGAGCAGAUUCUAGAGCUUUUGGUCUUUGAGCAGUUCCUAACCAUUUUACCUGCAGAGGUCAGGAUUUGGGUAAAAUCCCAACAUCCUGAGAGUAGCGAGGAAGUGGUGACCCUAGUAGAGGAUUUGACCCAAAUGCUUGAAGAAAAGGAAGAUCCAGUUUCUCAAGAUUAUGCUGUUUCCCAAGAGGAGAACCCUGAAGAAAAUAAAACGGUUUCUGUUCUUCCCAGUACUGAGUCCCAGGAAUCCAUGACGCUCAAGGAUGUGGCUGUGACCUUCUCCAGAGGAGAGUGGAGGAAGCUGGAGCCCUUUCAGAAGGACAUAUAUAAGGAGGUGCUGCUGGAGAACUUUAGGAGCCUAGAGUUUCUGGGCUUUCCAGUUUCGAAAUUAGAUUUGAUCUCCCAGCUAAAGUGGGCUGGAUUGCCACGGCUGCUGCAGAAAAUCUCAAAAAGCUCCAGACGAGAGUGUGAACUUAGCGGUGAAUGGAAGGAAUCUGGUGGCAAUCAAGACGUUCUUGUGGAAGAAUCGACUUUAGAUAAAAUAAUAGAAAGAUAUCUAAUGAAUAGGGAUUGUAACUUGACAGGAGAGUCCUGGAAACGUUCUGGCAGAUUAGAGGAGGGUCGUAGUGAUAAGGAACAUUCACAAGUAGCAGCCACACAAAAGAGCCCCUUUGGAAAUAGCUUCAAACCACCUUCAAACCUAAUUAAACACCUGAGAGUCUAUUUAAGGAAGAAAUCUCGGAGGUAUAACGAAUGCAAGAAACCCUUUAGUUUUCAUUCAGAUCUUGUUCCGAACCGCAAAGAACAUGGUGGAGAAAAGCCACGAAAAUGUAAUGAAGGCAGGAAAGCCUUAAGUCACUCUUCCUCUCUGACUGAACAUCAGAAACAUCAGAAAAUGCAUUUUGGGGGGAAGACCCACAAGUGCAGUAACUGUGGGGUAGCCUUUACUCAAAGCUCAUCCCUUGGUAAGAAAAAGAGCUCUAUAUGUGAAAAAUGUAGGAAAAAUUUAAGUCAAGAUACAACCGUAGAUAAAGAUGAGGGAGCUGAGAGUGGGGAAAAAACCCAUACCUGUAGCAAAUGUGGAAAAGCCUUUGGCUAUAGUGCCUCACUGACAAAACAUAGGAGAAUUCACACUGGAGAAAAACCCUAUAUGUGCAAUGAGUGUGGAAAAGCUUUCAGUGACAGCUCGUCACUCACACCACAUCAUAGAACCCACAGUGGAGAGAAGCCCUUCAAGUGCGAUGACUGUGGAAAAUCUUUCACCCUAAGCGCCCACCUCAUUAAACAUCAGCGAGUUCAUACUGGAGAGAAACCCUAUAAAUGUAAGGAGUGUGGGAGGCCCUUUAGUGACAGCUCAUCUCUCAUUCAGCAUCAGCGAAUUCAUACUGGAGAGAAACCCUACACAUGUAACAAUUGUGGAAAAUCCUUCAGUCAUAGCUCAUCCCUUUCCAAACAUCAGAGAAUUCAUACUGGAGAGAAACCCUAUAAGUGUGGUGAGUGUGGGAAAGCCUUCAGACAGAAUUCUUGCCUUACUCGCCAUCAGAGAAUUCACACUGGAGAGAAACCGUAUUUGUGUAAUGAUUGCGGGAUGACUUUUAGCCAUUUCACAUCUGUCAUUUAUCACCAGAGACUGCAUUCAGGAGAGAAACCCUACAAGUGUACCCAGUGUGAGAAAGCCUUCCCCACUCAUUCGCUCCUUAGCCGUCAUCAGAGAAUUCAUACGGGCGUGAAGCCUUAUAAAUGUAAGGACUGUGGAAAAUCCUUCAGUCAGAGCUCAUCUCUUAACGAACAUCAUCGGAUUCACACUGGAGAGAAACCCUAUGAGUGUAACUAUUGUGGGGCAACCUUCAGUCGAAGCUCCAUCCUUGUAGAACACCUGAAGAUUCAUACCGGAAGGAGAGAGUACGAGUGCAACGAAUGUGAGAAGACGUUCAAGAGUAACUCGGGCCUCAUCAGACAUAGGGGCUUUCAUUCUACAGAGUAAUUCUUGGAAUAUAGUAAGGUCGGGGGGAAAUUUAGUCACAGUUUCCCUGAUUAAAAACCUGAGGUGUAAAUUCCCACAGCCUUGAUGAAUAGCUGCAACUCUGAUGGGUUGGCAGCUGGAAACAAUAUGCUUUCUGUCAUUCACCCCUCUUCUUGGCAAGGAUGUUUACUUUGGUAGGUAGUGAGAGGGUUGGUAAAGGCAUGUGAAAAAAGAAGAAAGUAGUAGGAGAUGGGAAAUAAUUCUAAAAGGCCAAAUGUGAAUAUAAAUGCAGGAGAGGGGUGCACAGGGCCCACCUUACCAACCUCUUCAGAUUUCCCUCUCUCCUAGCUUCCCCUUCACUACUGGCUAGUGUUACUGAAAGAGGACCUGACUGGAGCCAGGUAACCCUGUUCAGUCCCAGUUUGCUGACCAACUCCCUCUAACCUUGGACAAACCAUUUGACCUUUCUGAAUUGUUUCUUUUUUUGGUAGAACGAAGGGAUGGGACUAAUCGUUUCUGAGGUUUCUUUUCUUUUUCUUUGACUCUGAUACUUUCUCUGAUACUCUCUGAGGCUGUGGGAAUAAGUUUAACAUUUUGGAUUCAUUGUAGAAAAGAACUCAUUUAAGCUACUGAACUUGUGGCUGAGUGAGAAUGCAGGAUGCUCUUUGAAAACGUGAUGGCCAGAACUGCUAGAACGCUACGCACAGGAACAAGUCAGUAAACUGCCUUCAGGGACUGCUUUGGGCAAAGCACCCAGCCUCUUCUUCUGGACAUUGGCUCUGGGCUUGGGAGUCUUGAUGAUGUGCUUCUGGGCCAUCUCAGCCAUGCGAGUAAAAGGCCUGGGAAAAUAGG
Molecule: messenger RNA, 3258 nt
Organism: Phacochoerus africanus (Common warthog)
Lineage: Eukaryota; Metazoa; Chordata; Mammalia; Artiodactyla; Suidae
Gene: ZNF483
Product: zinc finger protein 483
Exons: 6
Coding region: 211-2427 (738 amino acids)
Biological process (GO): regulation of DNA-templated transcription
Source: RefSeq, a predicted model, not a curated record